AUGUCCCAAUCUACCCCCGAUGCCACCACCCAAGUCGCCGGACAGUCCUCCGCCCAUCCCUCCCGCGCCGCCGAACUCGCCAGUCUUAAAGUAAGACUGAGGGCUGCUCUGCGUCAAUUCCCCGAUUUCCCCUCCCCUGGUAUCUUGUUCGAAGACAUCCUGCCCAUCUUCGCCGAUCCCACUUUGCACGAAGCCCUCAUCCGCUCUCUCGAAUUGCACCUCUGCGAGACCUAUGGUGGUCAGAAGCCCGAUGUCAUUGUUGGUCUGGAGGCUCGAGGCUUCUUGAUCGGCCCCAGCUUGGCCUUGAGAUUGGGUGCCAGCUUUGUCCCUGUCCGUAAGCAGGGUAAGCUGCCCGGUCCUUGUGAGACUCAGGGCUACGCCAAGGAGUACGGUCAGGACUUCUUCCAGAUGCAGUCCGAUGCGAUCAAGCCAGGUCAGAAGGUGGUUGUUGUCGAUGACAUUAUCGCAACUGGUGGCUCUGCCUGUGCGGCCGGAGAGCUCAUCAAGAAGAUGGGUGGUGACCUCUUGGGAUUCAUCUUCAUCCUCGAGCUCGAUUUCCUCCACGGGCGUGACAAGCUCCCUGGUCCUACCUACACUCUCCUUACUGGACAGGAAGAAAAGGCUUAA
Molecule: messenger RNA, 627 nt
Organism: Aspergillus wentii DTO 134E9
Lineage: Eukaryota; Fungi; Ascomycota; Eurotiomycetes; Eurotiales; Aspergillaceae
Product: adenine phosphoribosyltransferase APT1
Exons: 2
Coding region: 1-627 (208 amino acids)
Biological process (GO): AMP salvage; adenine salvage
Cellular component (GO): cytoplasm
Molecular function (GO): AMP binding; adenine binding; adenine phosphoribosyltransferase activity
Source: RefSeq, a predicted model, not a curated record